AUGUCAGAAUCACAAACUCUUCAUACCGUUACUAAUUGGUUAACAGCAUUUAAAGAAAGUUACAAAAAAGUAUGUUGCACUUAUUUUCUUAAACAUGUAUUUUCUCAUAAAAAAGAUACAUUUCCGAAACCGGCAGUGAUUUUAUCCGAUCGAGCUCAAAUUCUUCUUCAAUCUGCUCUUCGUGUUUUCAAUGAUGAAAAUUAUCAAGAAUUUCUUGCACGUGCCUAUCGUAUAGUCACUCAUCAAGCUAUUCAAAAUGACUUAUCAAAAACUAUUAUUCACGCUUGCUUGUCUCAUUUUAUGUUGGACAUGAGAAAACGUGUUAAUAAAUACUUGCAUGGUGAUAUUCGUGAAUUAGCAAUGUGGUGUAUUGCUCUUUUAGUUAACACAAAUACAUGGGUUGAUAUGAAAGAAAAUUGGAGAUUAAUUUGUGAAGUUUUCAUUAAUUAUUCAACAAAUGAAACAGUAAUUUUUAAACAGCAUUAUUCAAUACUUCUUUCUCGCAUCAGUCAAAUUACAAAUGAUCCAAAUUCAUCUGCAGCUAUUAAUCAAUCGAAAGAAAUAGUAUCGGAAUCGAUUGAUGUAUUUGAAUUUGAUGAUGAUAUUGAAAAUGAUAACUUGGACCAUAAUGUAUUCGAUUCUAAAAGAACUAUGGAAAAGAUGAAACAAUUGAACAGAUCAUAUUCUCAUCGAACAUCUGUUAAUAAAUCGUGCUAUGAAAAAAACAUCAAGUCAACUCUUUCUUCUUCAACAUUAGAUGAAGCAGCUAAAUCUGUACGACAAUGGUUGGCUUAUUUCAAUCAACAUUGCAUACCAACAGUGGCCAUUUGGUCAAAUCUGCUAUUAGGUAAUCUAUCACGCCAUGUAACAUCAUCCAUUCGGGCAUUUGACAACUUACUUUUAAACAAACAUGAUCAAAGAACAAAUGCUAUAUCAGAAAGACGCAUGUCAAUCGUGAAGAGAACACAACUUGGUACACAAACUUAUAUGCGUUCGGACGUGGUUUUACAAAUACUCGUUCAAGAUAUGCAAAAAUUUAUUGAAAAUUUCUCUCUUUCAUACUUAGCUUCAACAUUCGACGAUAAUAAUAAUGAACGUUCUCAACAGAGAUUGAAAGAAUUGAAGGAAAAUUGGGGAAAAAAGAACCGUCGUGGUUCUGGAUUUUAUGCAAAGAAACCAGACAAAUCAAUAAUGAACAAUCUACAAUAUGCACUUAUUUCAUCUUCAACAACAAUUAAUGAUGGUCUUUCAAUACCAGAUUUACCUGUAUCCAACCGGUUAAAUGUAACUAUUGGAAUGUUAAUAUCGAUUAAAUCAAUUCGUGAAUCUGCAGCUUCACCAUUAACAGUAUCAACGCCUUUACCUAAUGAUAUACUUUCCUUCAUCAAUAGAUGGAAAUCUUCAUCAAAUCGUGCCCAAUCCCAAAAACAAACAAGUAAAGAACAAAUACAACUAUUGAAUGCUCCAUUUCAUAUACCAAUUAAUGUUCCACUUGAUUGCAAUGAACAAAUAAAUUUUAUUCUACACAAAAUUCUUCUCGAAAUUAUUGAUUCUUCAAUACCAGCAAUAAAAAUAUUUACUUGUAUGUCUUGUAAAUUUACUAUACAUACCAGGUUUAACAUGAAUUAUAUUCCACUCAAUAUGGUUGAAGGAAAAUACCAUCUUCGUGAACAAUUAAAUAGUUACUUUGGUGGUUUCAUAUCCGAUCAUAUAUGUGAUAAAUGUUCAACGAGUAUGUCUCGACAUAUAAAAUUACUUGAGUGCCCAUCUGUAAUCAUUCUUCACAUUAGCUGUAUUGACAUUUCUUCGACAAUUUUACGUAAACCACCGAAUGCAAUAUUUUUUCAACCUUUUCUAGAAAAAUUUAAUAUUGGUUGUACGUCAUCAAGUAUUUAUGACGUUGUUGCAUUUAUAUCUAUAAUGCCAAAUACAGAUAAUAAAUUAGUGCUAGCUACAAAAAUUAAACAACGAUGGCGCAUUAGUUCCAUGCCAAAGCGUAUUGGUAAUGGUGAAAAAUUAUGUAAAUUAUUUGCCAACAGUCGAUUAAUAAUUCUGGAACGUCUUCGAACAUGCAACAGCAACUUUAUUUAUGCGAUAGCACAAUGUUGUUCUGUUCGUAUUAAUGAUAGUACAGAAAAUAAUAUUAAAGCAUGUGAGACAUUGAAUGCUGCUAUUAAAAUCAUCGAAAGUCAAACAUCAUUUUACAAUCUAAAGCUAAUUUUGUCGUCGAAUUAUACCACAUAUUACCAAUGCCAGAAAUGCCGGUGUUCAUCUAGUUCAUUAUCAACAACAAAUAAGUGUAUAUCUAUUUAUGAACGUUAUAUAGAUCACUCUGAAGUAUAUGCUAUUCCACUAACGUGGCAAGAUACAUUAGAUCUUUAUUGUUCAGUUUGUAAUGAUAAAACCAAUAAUGUAAUUUUACCAACACAUAGCCAAGUUCAUCAUCAAUAUCCAACUAUUUUAAUGUUUUAUUCAUCACGUACAACACUUCGUGCUGUUCAAGAUCUUUGUAUUGAAUUAGGUGAUGAUAAUACACGAGACAAAUAUGCAUAUAGACCAAUAUCUGUUUUACUUAUUGACGAAUAUAAUUCAAUAUCGGUGAUAAAACUUGAAAAACUCCAGGCUUAUUGUAGUAAUCCAUAUAAAAAAACAACUACAUUAUCUGAUGAUUCAAUUAAUGAUCUUUUUCAUACAGCUCAAAAGACAAUAAUUUUUCUCCAACAAUCAACAACGACUUCAACUCCUACUCCUUUUUUAUUCAAAUCACCUUUACCAGUUCAUCUCGUUAAUAAAUCAACCGGUAAAUCAAUAACUGCAUCGAUUCGAUCUUUAGCGAUUUCACAAAAAAUUCCGGUUAAACAGACAGUCAAUGGCAUCAUUCAUCAAUCAAUUUAA
Messenger RNA from Rotaria sp. Silwood2, 2895 nucleotides. NCBI's taxonomy places the organism in Eukaryota, Metazoa, Rotifera, Eurotatoria, Philodinida, Philodinidae. The record is from the annotation of a GenBank genome assembly.